Molecule: messenger RNA, 3782 nt
Organism: Cyprinodon variegatus (sheepshead minnow)
Lineage: Eukaryota; Metazoa; Chordata; Actinopteri; Cyprinodontiformes; Cyprinodontidae
Gene: pde11a
Product: phosphodiesterase 11A
Exons: 18
Coding region: 344-2845 (833 amino acids)
Biological process (GO): signal transduction
Molecular function (GO): 3',5'-cyclic-nucleotide phosphodiesterase activity; protein binding
Source: RefSeq, a predicted model, not a curated record
GCACAAGAGGACACAAACCAGGGGAGUGCGAAAUAUCGGGGCUGUGCUCUCACUACUCUCACUUUUCCCACCACUAAGUUUGCGUGAAUAAACCCCAAUUAGGUGAGCGAUGUGGAGAAAGACGCAGGUGCGCAAAAACGGACUCCCCAUUCCUCUCCGCACAGAGAAGGACCUGGAUUUGCAGCGCAAGAGGUUUUCUUUUCUUUCCUUUUAUGCGCAUCGUGGAAGUUGUUGCAUCUGCACGGUUCUGCCUUCUUAACCUGGUCUGGUAAAUCCUCAUAGAUGGUAUUUCUGUGCGCAGUUUCAUGGCUUUGGUUCACUGAGGACCAUCCGAAGCGCGGACAUGGCAGUGUCGAAUAUGCUGUUCUCUGACGUAGAAAGUUUCCUGGACUCGCACCCCGACCUGUUCGAGGACUACCUAAACAGGAAAGGAAAUUACAGCAUGGUGGAGAAAUGGUUAAAGAAGAACCAGGCGAGUAAGAGUCCGGCGGCCGCUGCGCCCGCAGCCGCCGCCGAGGAGAAGCGCGGCGCGUGCAAGGACAGCUGGGCGAGCAAGUGCGACGGUCUGCAGAGGAGAGCGUCUCAGAAAGAGCUGCGCAAAACUUUCGCCAGGUCUAAAGCCAUUAACGUGAAUAGGACCUACGAUGAGCACGUCAACACCAGGGCGCAGGAGCCUCUGACCAGCAUGAGGAGGAGAGCUCUGCUGAGGAAGGCGAGCUCCCUGCCACCGACCACCGCGCACAUCCUGAGCGCGCUGCUGGAGUCCAGAGUCAACAUCCCCCAGUACCCGGCCACGGCUGUGGAUUUUAAAUACCGCCUCAAAGAGCACAGCGAGAGAGAGUUCUUCUUGGAACUGGUGAAAGACAUAUCCAACGACCUGGACCUGACCAGCCUCAGCUACAAAAUCCUGGUGUUUGUUUGUAUCAUGGUGGAUGCAGACCGGUGCUCCUUGUUUUUAGUGGAAGGAACUGGCAACAAGAAAACACUGGUGUCUAAAUUCUUUGACGUGCACGCAGGGACCACCGUUUUACCCUCCAUGAACUCAGAUGAAGUUCAGGUUCCAUGGGGGAAAGGAAUCAUUGGUUAUGUGGCUGAGCAUGGAGAGACAGUGAACAUCCCUGACGCCUAUCAGGAUCGCCGAUUCAGUGAUGAAAUUGACAAGCUGACGGGCUACAAAACCAAGUCCCUUUUAUGCAUGCCCAUUCGCAACAGCGAUGGUGAGAUCAUUGGAGUCGCUCAGGCCAUCAACAAGACUUCCAGUGGGGAACUUUUUACUGAGGAUGAUGAAAAGGUCUUGCAGAUGUACUUGCCUUUUUGUGGAAUCGCUAUCUCCAAUGCUCAACUCUUCGCUGCCUCCAGAAAGGAGUAUGACCGGAGUCGGGCACUCCUAGAGGUGGUCAAUGACCUGUUUGAAGAACAGACUGACCUGGAAAAGAUUGUCAGGAAGAUCAUGCACCGUGCCCAGACUCUUUUAAAGUGCGAGCGCUGCUCCGUUCAGCUGCUGGAGGACAUUGAGUCGCCGGUGGUCAAGUUCACCAAGUCCUUUGAACUUCUGUCUCCAAAAUGCAGUGCAGAUACUGAAAGCAGUUUCAAAGACAGCAUGGAAAAAUCUUCCUACUCAGACUGGCUGAUCAACAACAGCAUUGCAGAGCUGGUGGCAUCAACAGGUCUCCCUGUGAACAUUAGCGACGCCUACCAGGAUCCUCGCUUCGAUGCUGAGGCAGACCAGUUCUCAGACUUCCACAUUCGCUCUGUUCUCUGUGUUCCCAUAUGGAAUAGCAACCACCAAAUUAUUGGUGUGGCUCAAGUUCUGAACAGAUUGGAUGGGAAACCGUUUGACGAUGCAGACCAACGUCUCUUUGAGGCCUUUGUGAUAUUUUGUGGAUUGGGCAUCAACAACACAAUCAUGUACGACCAGGUGAAGAAAUCUUGGGCCAAGCAAUCUGUGGCUUUGGAUGUUCUGUCUUACCAUGCCACUUGCUCCAAGACUGAAGUUGAUAAAUUUAAGACGGCGGGUUUCCAGGAGACGCUGACCGAGCUGGAGAUCUUAGCUCUUAUUGUGGGUUGUGUGUGCCAUGACUUGGACCACAGGGGCACCAACAAUGCUUUCCAAGCCAAGACGGGUUCAGCCCUCGCUCUGCUUUAUGGGACCUCUGCUACCCUGGAGCACCACCACUUUAACCACGCUGUUAUGAUCCUGCAGAGCGAGGGGCACAACAUCUUCUCCAACCUCUCUUCCACGGAGUACAGCGACCUCAUGCAGCUGCUGAAGCAGUCUAUUCUGGCCACAGACCUCACACUUUACUUCGAAAAGAGAAACACAUUCUUUGAACUUGUCAGUAAAGGGGAGUACAACUGGAAUGUGAAGGCUCACAGAGACAUUUGCAGAUCUAUGAUGAUGACAGCCUGCGAUCUUGGAGCCGUCACAAAGCCAUGGGAAAUAUCCCGCAAGGUUGCAGAGUUGGUGACGGGUGAAUUCUUUGAGCAGGGAGACCGAGAACGACUGGAGCUAAAGCUCACGCCCUCCGCCAUCUUUGACCGUAACAGGAAGGAUGAGCUCCCAGGGCUGCAGCUGGAAUGGAUUGAUGGAAUCUGCUCGCCUCUGUAUGAGACUCUUGUCAAGUUGAAUCCCAAACUUCAGCCGAUGGUUGAUAUGAUCCGAGCAAACAGGGCCAACUGGGAGGAACUGAACAAGAAGAGACAAAGUGGGCAGAAUGACUCCGCUCCCACCAGCCCCCACAGUGUUGAAGCCACGGAAAGCACAAGCUGCUCAGGUGCAAAAACCAGCAGCACACCGUGUUGCAGCGGCGACUAUGAAAGCACACCAUCCAAGACGGCCAGUUAGCUUCUGCUGAAGAGCUUGAACGUUGUUGGCCUUUUUAUUCUUCAGAAUGCAGCCUGUAGCAGAGGCAGUGCAUGCAGAGGUUCUUGGGCUCUGCUCCUCUUCGCUUUGCAACUAGAGAUGAGCUUGAACUAUUGAGUAUGGUAUGAUCUUGGGGGUUUUCAGAUUACCUUCAGAUUCAACGUGAUGAAGGCUGACAGAGCCGCACCUGGCAGGCUUAAUGGAGCGGCGACACCUUUUAAGGGAGGGAAAGAUACUCGAACCACUGUGUUCCUUCAACCUUUUGCAAAAAGACAAUACGCCUGGUUAUUUUCUCAGUUUUUUUUUUUAUGCUAUUGGUUUCUGUGUUGCUAAUAUUUUGACCAGAGUUUAAAGAUUUUUUUUGUAAAUUUGUAAAUAAGAUGUGGAGUUGUUAAAACUGUAUGCAUUGGAUUGGAUUGUGGUUGUAGACCUUCUUCUGAAGGGUGGAGAAAUGUGCUGCUGUAGGACCUGUGGCUUUCAAUGCAAACUGAAUUAUGUGCUCCCUCCUUUCCUGUGCCUUGUUUCAAGAUCCUACUGAAAAAUGCAUGGCCUCUGUGUUGAGGGUCUCACGUUAUUGAAAUCCCUGUUGAACCGUGCUGAAUUUCUGCCAUAAUUUGUAAAACCAAUGACUGCAGCUAUAUGUCUUGACUUCUUAGUUUACCGCAAAAGAAUUGUGAGAUUUAACAAAUGGAAAUAUAUUUUGGCCCAGUUUUAUACAGUACAGGGCCUCCCUUGUCACACAAACCUACACAAUGUGCCUUGAGAAGGUUACUCUCAUAUCACAUGGAUUUCUGCAGGGCUAGACUUCAGCUCUGAUGAUUCAGUACUGACAGUUGGAGCAAAAAAAUGCCAAAUUUUAUGUAAAAAGCCAUGGCUUGACAUUUUUCAGUGCAUCUCAUUUUUUGUUUCCCAUGCAAAA